CGAUACAUCGCAGCGCCUUCACUCAAUUCUCUCCAUGCGACAGCUUCGGUUGAUACUUUCGUCUCUCAUGGUCGCGAAAUCUUGUUGAGGUUAAGUAGUAUCAAACACGCAUAUACGUGAAAUAGUAUCGAGUAGUGUUAAAAUAUAAAAUGUCAGGCGGUGGUACACAGAGACUAACAUCCUACCGACUGCCACGAGAUCUGACACUAGGUGGAAAUGCUAAGCCUGAAAAGCCCAAGAAGGUGUAUAUACCAAACCUUAAUGUGCAGAAGAACAAGAAAAAAGACGAAGCGACACCAGUUAAAGUUGAGGCUACAAAACCAAAUGACAGAGAGCGUGGAAGAGGACGAGGGAGAGGAGAUGGCAAGCAUGGAAGAAACAAGGGAAAUAUAAUACAAUCUGCUAGUAUAUGGUCGGAGGGAAUAUUUACAGCACCCACAGUUAGUAGAAGAUCCUAUAAUUCCGGCAGUGGCACUAGUAGAAGUACUGAAAAAUAUCCGGAAAAAUCAAAGCUAGAUAUGAAUAAAUUUAUCACUAACACAGAAGAAGAAGAAAAAUUAAAAAAGCUAUUAAGUGAUGAUCUUGACGAUGAUGCAAAUCCUGAUGACAAAUUGGACCCUAUUUCACUGCCAAGGGUUGUAAAAGAAGAAUUUAGUGAUGAAGAAAUUGACACGAAACCAGUCAUUUCAGAAAAUGGUGAAGUUAUAAAUAUAAAAGAGGAAACUUUAAGCGAACAAAGUAAAAAGGAAGUUACCAUUCCCCAAAUAAUCGAAAACAAGACUAAUCCUUAUGUAUUAAUGCAGUUUCCAGACUGUUGGCAAAAUGUAGAAUCUAGUCAAGAAGGAUCAAAGCCAAAAGGACCAAACGACUCUAAUACUUGUAAUGAAAAUGACAAUAAAGCAAAAAGCGAGUAUCGUGGUUUGAAUAGCUUAAAAAGUGGUCUAUUAGGCAAACUUGAGAUUUUAAAGUCGGGUAAAGCGAGAUUAUGUAUUGGCGAAAAGUAUUUUUCCAUCGAUAUUAAUGCACAGAAAGAUUUCCAGCAGGAGCUUUUAGUUGCAAAAGUUGAUAAUAUAUCAUUAACUGGUGAUCUCGUCAAUCUUGGACCAGUAAACAACCAUUUACUUUGUUCACCAGACUUGCAAACUAUGUUGAAAAAUUCGUAAAUCUUUAUACAUAUAAAUGUAAUUUUUAAUAAAUAGUUAAUAUGAAAGAAGGAUAUCAAGAGCUGAAGGAGAUUUGCGAGCAACAUGUAAUUCAGAUUAUAAUUGUGAGUAAUUUUGUAUUUUCUUUUCCAGUGUACUAGAAAAUAUGUAGGUUAUUAAAUAAAAUACAUUGCAUUCUGUAAAUUCUGUAUGGCGAUUCUGAUGUCUAGAAGAAAUUAGGAGUCACUGUAAAAUAGAAAUUACUAUAUCAUUCGGGGGCAUACUCUGAGGUUUCUGCAAAGUAGGUUUUUAAUAGCUCUUGCAUGAGUUGUGUGCCAUAACAUCAUUCGAUGCAAUUUAUUGUAUUCUCUAAACAUUGCAUUAAAGACUAAACUUUAUACAAAUAAACACAAAUCAAUCAC
This is a messenger RNA of Formica exsecta, 1564 nucleotides long. It is a transcript of the gene RpIIIC53, whose product is annotated as DNA-directed RNA polymerase III subunit RPC4. Bases 150 to 1163 code for a protein of 337 amino acids. NCBI's taxonomy places the organism in Eukaryota, Metazoa, Arthropoda, Insecta, Hymenoptera, Formicidae. Gene Ontology annotation, cellular component: RNA polymerase III complex. Gene Ontology annotation, biological process: transcription by RNA polymerase III. Gene Ontology annotation, molecular function: DNA binding. The transcript has 6 exons. The record is from RefSeq and is a predicted model, not a curated record.